Messenger RNA from Panonychus citri (citrus red mite), 1575 nucleotides. RefSeq names its product NDP-glycosyltransferase YjiC-like. The record is from RefSeq and is a predicted model, not a curated record. Gene Ontology annotation, molecular function: UDP-glycosyltransferase activity. NCBI's taxonomy places the organism in Eukaryota, Metazoa, Arthropoda, Arachnida, Trombidiformes, Tetranychidae. The coding region runs from base 125 to 1441 and encodes 438 amino acids. The transcript is spliced from 2 exons.
UAAUUGAUAAGUGCUAAUUGUAAUUAAAUUAAAAAGGAAAUCCAAGUUAUGAUUAAUUUCAGUUAUACUGUUGAUUGUGAAUCUUAUUUACAAAGUAUUGAAUUGAACUUGCAUCCGUAUAAAUAUGAAAAUCGCUCUGAUUCCAAUGGCCAGUUCUGGUCGUAUUAAUAUAUGUACAGCUUUAGCUCGAACUUUGGCCACUUUUAACCACGAAUGUGUCUUCAUAUUACCUGCCGUUUGGACUGCGACCUUAAAAGACUCUGGUUUCCAGGUCGAAACGUUUGAAGAUACUACAGUGGCCCCGAGUGACGAUGUUAGAUCUUCGAGCUCAAAUCUAAUCAGUUCACAAGCGGCAGUUUUCAGUUUACCUGCUCUUCAACAGUUUCCCUUGGUCGGUGCUCAUGGAUUCAAACAAUGUUGCGAUUCAAUUAUGAAGGACAAUGGUUCGUAUGCCGAAACCAUAAAGAGAGUGAAACCCGAUUUAAUUAUCUUCGAUUUUUGGACAACUGUACCUGCUUUUGUUCAAUCGGGAAUUCCUUACGUGGCCUUAUUUUCUUGUAGUCCACCGAUGAUUUACUGGAAAUCUGAUGCACCUCCAUUUUCCAGUGGAUUAGGUAAAGGUGAUGAUCUCGAGUUAAUCAAACAAACUCGAGAAAGAUUUUCCAAAAGUCUUGAACCAAUUAGAAAACAAUUCGACGAGUACCUGGAGAGUGUUGGAAUUAACCUCGAAUUGGAAGAUCGUCUUGACUUCUCGCUUCUUGGACAAUCGCCACAUCUAAAUAUUUACCUUUACCCGAGAGAUUUAGAUUACUCUGAAUAUGGACCAGUUCCAGAAAAAUGGUUUCGACUUGAACAUAUGGUUCGAGGAUCUGAUGACGAAAGUCCAUUAGGAUUACCUGACGAUUCUUGGCUAAAUCGGACUGACCAGAAUGACGGUAAAAAGUUGAUCCUCUUUUCUCUUGGAUCAAUGGCCACUGCUUUAAUCGAUAUCAUGAAUCGUUUGAUUGGUAUUCUUGCUCAUUCACCUCAUAGAUUCAUCGUUUCCAAAGGUAUUCACCAUGAAUCAAUUGAAUUACCUGAUAACAUGAUUGGUGGAAAAUAUUUGAAUCAAAUGAAAAUCAUGCCCAAAGUUGAUUUGGUUAUUCAUCAUGGUGGAAACAGCACAUUCAUUGAGACAUUUUACUUCGGUAAACCCUGUAUAAUAUUACCGAUUCUCGGUGACCAAUUUGACAAUGGCCGUCGGGUGGUUGACCUUAAAGUCGGUGCAUCGUUCAGUCCACAUUCUGUUACCCAAGAACAACUUUUAUCGGCAAUUGACUCGAUUCUUGAAGAUGAACAACUUUUAGCUCGAGUUGAAAAAAUUGGUAACAAUUUAAGAAACACUAAUAGUCACAAAGAACUGAAUGAAAAGCUUGAAUCAAUUGUGAACAAUCAAAAAUAAUCCAAUUCCUUGAAGAAACCGAGGCAAUGAAAACAGAACAAUCAACCCCCGAAAUAUAAUCAAGUUUAUUAAUAUUUUUCUCGAAUUAAUUGAGAAAAUUUAUAAAGGAGAAUAAAAAUUGAUGAUCAAAUGGA